ACACUAGACCUUGAUGGACCACUACAGACAUUGGGGGGUAAUCACAUGGUCAAAGCACUGAGUGAGCUGACAAAAGAGGAGAACGAUAAUCAUUUCUUUGAUUGUUUAAGAAAAGUGGAUGUGGAGGUUUUCGUUGGCUUGAGCAAUACAGAGGCACUUUUUAUAUCAUCCUGGCAUAACUCAAGAUGCGAACAAAAACCAACAAUCUUUCAGGACAAGGUCAGAGUGGCCAGAAAGUAUUUCAUGAACGGAGAGAAUGAUUGGAGAGAUCAAGUUGUGGUGGCACUUGGGCACUUGGACAGGAAGGUAGACAAUAAAAGAAUCACCAACUUAAAAUAUUCAUAAUAGUUU
This is a messenger RNA of Mya arenaria, 351 nucleotides long. RefSeq lists its product as uncharacterized. The transcript has 3 exons. The record is from RefSeq and is a predicted model, not a curated record. Bases 46 to 345 code for a protein of 99 amino acids. Lineage: Eukaryota; Metazoa; Mollusca; Bivalvia; Myida; Myidae.